Messenger RNA from Acipenser ruthenus (sterlet), 4664 nucleotides. RefSeq names its product E3 ubiquitin-protein ligase RNF144B-like. Gene Ontology annotation, molecular function: zinc ion binding; ubiquitin conjugating enzyme binding; ubiquitin protein ligase activity. Gene Ontology annotation, cellular component: ubiquitin ligase complex; mitochondrial membrane; cytoplasm. NCBI's taxonomy places the organism in Eukaryota, Metazoa, Chordata, Actinopteri, Acipenseriformes, Acipenseridae. The record is from RefSeq and is a predicted model, not a curated record. The transcript has 8 exons. Bases 318 to 1247 code for a protein of 309 amino acids. Gene Ontology annotation, biological process: protein polyubiquitination; ubiquitin-dependent protein catabolic process; positive regulation of proteasomal ubiquitin-dependent protein catabolic process.
ACAGCCUGGUUUCAUUUGGCAAGCUGUGACGUGCCCUUGAUAAUAUGACAACAUGCUUUUAAUAGCAGGGAGGGAUUAUUUACUUAAUUGGGUGCCGAAGGGGUUGAGACAGAAAUUUGCACCAAGCCCUGCUAGGUAGCUACUACUGUACUGGCGUCCUAGCAGACUAUAUCAGGAAUCACUGAAUCAUACUGCUUCAGUCGAAAGGAAGCCACUGAGAAAGCAUCGCAGCUGUGAGACAGAGAGAGAAAGCAAGUGGAACACUGGUCUUCAUUUAAGAAGGCUGCUGGAGACUGUGGUGAAAUUUUAAUUCGCUGAUGGGUUCCACUGGAAGGAACUGCCGACAGCACACAAUGACGACAACAAGCCUGUCAGUGUCCGGGGAGCUGGCACUAGAGCCCCUGGUCAGUUGCAAACUGUGCCUAUGUGAGUGGCCUGCUUACAGGAUGAGCACCCUCCAAGCAUGCAACUGUGUCUUCUGUACCUCGUGCCUAAAGCAGUAUAUGCAACUUGCGAUCAGAGAAGGAUGUGGUACGCCCAUCGCCUGCCCUGACAUGGCCUGUCUAAAGAAUGGGACUUUCAUCGAUUCUGAGAUUGCUGGUUUUGUCCCUUCAGAUCAGUUUCAGUUGUAUCAGCGAUUAAAAUUUGAGAGAGAAGUGCAUCUGAAUCCAUAUAAAACCUGGUGUCCUGUUGCAGAAUGCCAGGCUGUGUGCAACGUUGAAUCAAAUGGUGUUGGACAUCUAGUGCAAGUCAAGUGUCCCACUUGCGAAACUGUGUUUUGUUCUGUCUGUAAGGCAGACUGGCAUCCGGGACAUUCUUGUUCAGAAAGCCAAUCUCUCAAUCUACCAGAUUCUUUUGAUAAUGGUGUUUCUGUCAGCAAUGACACAGAAGCUCCAAUCAAGCAGUGCCCUGUGUGCAGUAUCUAUAUUGAACGAAAUGAAGGCUGCGCUCAAAUGAUGUGCAAGAACUGCAAACACACAUUCUGCUGGUACUGUCUUCAAAAUCUAAAUAACGACAUAUUCUUGAGACAUUAUGACAAAGGGCCAUGCAGAAAUAAACUGGGACACUCUCGGGCUUCUGUGAUGUGGAAUCGGACUCAGGUUGUGGGUAUCCUGGUUGGUGUGGGUAUACUUGCACUGGUGACCUCACCACUCUUACUGUUGGCAUCGCCGUGCAUUAUCUGCUGCGUCUGCAAGUCCUGUCGGGGAAAGAAGAAGAUGAAACAGCAAGACCAGCCAACUACAUGAAAAAAAAAGAGGGAAAAUGUUUAUAACCUAUUGGUGCCAAGCUUGCCAAUACAGGUCUCCACCAUUCAGAUCUUGGUGGAACAAGUGCCUAAUAUUUGUGUGCCUGCAUUCUGGUGGAAGGUUUUUCAGAAUUUUGUUUGAAUGCCGUAGCGGUCAUCCUGACUUUAUGAAGAUACUGAAUAAUGACAGUUAUAGUAGCGAAAGAAUAAAACAAAAGGAAUAUGUUUUAUAAAUUCUGUGAACUUUGAGGGCAAACCCCCCCUAAAAAACAAACACAUUUUCUCUUCAAGAAUCCACACUUUUUAAAAUUGCAUAAGGUGUAUGGCAUUCAAGAUUUAAACCAGUUACUGGGUCUUUUUAUCAGCAGCACAGUUUGCACCCCCAGAGAAAAUAUUAUAAUAUCUAUUCAUUUUUUAUAAUUAAAAUAGAAGAAUGGGCAGCAUAAACUAUUACCAGUAUUUUUGUCAUAAGCUGGGUUAUUCAGUUAUUUGCAAUUUCCAUAGGGAUUGAGAAAGCAUACUCCAGGUUCAAGAUGUCUAUACAGUAGGCUAUAUAUACAGUAUGGGUCGACAAAGCAUUGCUAAGUUUGCACCAGUUUUUUUUUUUUUUUGGAAGAGCUCAUAUAGUACAUGCAUUCAACAUAUGGUAGGUUUAAAGCUUUUGAUUCAAGGCAGUUUUCAACUACUACAAAUCACCUUUGUGUGGACACGUGAUACAACCAUGUCAUUGCGUAGCACCUGUGUUGUAAAACACUAUUUUUACUGUCACAUUCAUAACUAUGGUAAAUGUUGCUGAAUUUGUCAUUCAAGGUUGUUUUAAAAAAAAAAAAAAAACUAUUUUGUCUGCUUGUUUCUUUUUUUGCAGCUAACACAGACCAUUUUAAACAUCUUGUUUCCAGCAGACGUUUAUUACAUUUUUAAAGAUUGUUUCAGUAGCGAGUCGAGUUACAAUGUACAUUUUUAAAGAGUUGACUCAACAGCUAGGCUAAAUAUUAAAAUGUUUCAGCCUUGGUUUCUGGGUGAUGUUCUUGAUAAAGUAGCAAAGAUAACACAUGUUAUCCAAUUUACAUCAGUAGAAUAUAAUGUAAAUAGAAAAUGUGUGUGUGUGUUUUUUUUUUUAAAUAAAAUGUCAGUUUCAUGAAUUAUUAUUAUUUUUUUUUUUAUUGUCAUUUGUGAAUUGCUUUUAAAAUAAAAAUACAAAAAUACUGUGCAUUUUCCAGGCCCCUAUAUGACUGCUGCCAUAAUGCUCUUUCCUUUCUGCUGCUUUCUUACUUUUUCUUUGCGCCCAAAUAAGACCAAUUUGAAAUCGGUUUUAUUUGUGGACCCUUUUAGGGCCGGUGCUGCUGUUCUGCCGCUUCAUAAAUCUCAUUUCGUGACAGCCCACCCUUUCUAUAACAGUGUGUUGAGUAGAGUUUGAAGAGCAGCUGAUUAACACAUUAAGCGCCAAAGGAGUUAGAUGUGCCCGUAAUCAGACCGGUGAAAUUUCACGCCAGCUAUGAAGCUCAACACAUAGAACAUUGAGUUUUAUCAUCACUGUGGGCAGGAAAAUACCAAGACAUGUAUCAUUUUUACACUUCAGGUUUAUAUUUUAUAUUGAGGCAUCAUAAAAGCAUCUGAAGGGCUAUAUUUGCAGAAUGAACAGUUACAUUUAGACUUCAGUUUUGCACUUAAUAAAAUUAGAGUAAGUUAUCAUAACAAUAUAGUUAAAGAGAAAAUUAAAUUAACAGGUAGAUGCCAGUUAAAAAUGCUCCAAAAAAGUGCAAAGUAGCCUGUCCUUAAAUGAGGACAAUGGCACUUAAUGGGGUAAAAGUGCAUACAAACUGGGUGGGAUAUUUGUUCUUCAUUUUAUGCUCAAGAGUCGGUUCCUGCAAUAGUGACUACCAUGUUGAAUGUCAUAAAAAUGCACAAGGCACAAAACAUUCUGCAUUUUUCACAUGUUUGUAGUUUUUGAAGGAUAAUGGACAGACAGUAUACAGAACAUAUUGUUGCCUAUAUCAAGAAUAUUUCAAAAAGAGAAGCUCAAACUUUGUGGAAUAAACUCCAAAGCUGUUGUGUUUGAAAUCAUGUCUUAUCUUGAGUUCUAUGUUUUCAAAACAAUGAGUGAAAUACUGUAUAUAAUAAAACCAGGUAGAACCAAAGAAUCAGAAUAAUUAAGAAAGUAAAUAAAUACAUUCAUAUUUUCUAGACACAUUACACCCUCUAGUGACCAAACAAAGAAAACAAUCCAUAAAUAAAUACAGAGCUAUUUAACAUGCAUUAAAAAUGGGGUGGGGAUCAAGGGUAAAAGAGUAUUGAGAUUAAAUAUGAGAGAGUCCUGCGGCACUGCCCGAAGGCAACUUCUUGUGCAUUCUGGCUCUCUUGUAAGGUAAUUAAGAUGCUAUGACAUGCACUAGCUACCAAAUUUGAGCCCCAUUAUUUGCAUGUAUUGUGUUGUCUUACCUUGCCUUGACAAUUUGUGAUACGUGUUUUCAACAUUUAUAAAUUUUAUCUGAAAGUACAAAUUUCAAAACUUUUAAGAACGUGUUUGUUAACAUUUAUGUAUGUUGCUAAAUCUGAACCUUUUGUGGUUAAAUCUAGAAAACAAAACGUGAUUUACAUUAAAUCCAGAGAAUAAACAGCUGUUAAAAUAUAAAGUUAAAUUCUAACGUUUUCAAAAUGUAUGCUAAGGAGGCGCCCUAUGAAAAGUUUGCGCACCACUGCCCUAAAGGCCUGGACACACCAGCUCGUCGCGUCGCUUCCCCUAGCGUCACUUUUAGAUAUAAUGGAUUUCUAUGUACCCUCACACACUAGGGUGUUGCAUCGCGUCACGUCUAGGAGCGGAAUGUCCAGAUUUCUCUCCAAGCAAAUUUUGCCGCUAUUGCUAUUAGAAAAUGGCUGUGUUAAAAAAAGGAAAGUUUUUAAAUGAUUUUAUGCAUCAAUAGUUUUUGUUGCUAAUGGAUACAAACGUUUUCCUCAAUAUUCCAUGAGUAAUGUGGCUUGCUCAGAAAUCCAUAUAUAUGGUCUGGUAGCCUUUGGGCUUUAAAACCCUGGCGGUGGACCAGUUGCAUCCUGGGUAUUUCCAAUAGCCUAAAUAAUAACUCAGUACUAACAAAAAAAAUCUUCUACUUACAUGGAGCUGUUCAUCAGUUCAGGUACCUCAUACACAAAAGCGAACAUGGUUUGUGAACUGUUUGUGAAACAUGUAAAAGAUGUAUUUGUAUACUUUUAAGUUACCGUUAGGUGCUAAAAAUUAUUAGCGAAAGGGAAAAGAAAAAUUUUUAGUUAUUAAAAAUAUCUAGUAGCCUACAUGUGUUAAUGCUGAUCAUGCUGUUUGUUCAGUAACUUGUUCAUAGUAUGUUCACAAAGUUUAUUCAAAGCCUCAUGUCUCCUGUGCCUGUGUUGUUGUUAUGAUAUGCUGAAAUAAAGUUGUUGAAAGUAA